AUGACUCCAUCUGUUUACCAUCUUCAGUUACAUCUUGAUGGACAACAAUUUAUCUCUUUUAAAAGCACACAGACGAUAAAUUCAAUUGUGAAUAACCCCAUGAUCAGAAAAACCAUGUUGACAGAGUUCUUUGUGAUGAAUAGAGAAAAUAAGGAUGCACAGAAGUUAAAUUUACUCUACAAGGAAUUUCCAGAAUACUUUGUAUGGUCCAAACAAUAUAGAAUGUGGACAUGUCGAAAGCAAGGUGCUGUUAUUGGACGUAUAGUCACAUGUCAUCCAAUAGAAAGAGAAAGGUACUAUCUUAGAUUGUUAUUAAUGAACAUUAGAGGACCAAAAUCAUACCAACAUUUGCUAACCGUAAAUGGAGUAUGUUGCAGUACAUUUAGAGAAGCAGCAGAAAAGCGAGGCUUAUUACAAUGUGACAAUAACUUAGUUGAUUGUAUGUCAGAAGCGGUAAGAUAUCAGAUGCCUUAUAGUUUGAGACGUUUAAUUACCACACUUCUUGUAUAUUAUAAUCCUGCUAACCCAAAAGAACUUUGGAAUCAAUUUGAAGAUUCUAUGUGCGAAGACUUCAAGAUUUUGCCAAACUUAAAUCCAAAACAGAUUCGUCAUAUGGCCUUAAACCAUAUUAAUGAUAUUCUGCAUUCAAUGGGUCGUGACAUAAAUGAAUUUACACUCACACCAGAAAUAAUUUUAGUUUCUUCUGCUGCUAGGGAGGCUCAAGAUUCUCAUUUUGAAAGAAAUAUAAUUGUUAGAGAAGAGGAUUUGUUACUAGAAACAAAAUUGAACGAUGAUCAGCGAAAAGCAUAUGAUACAAUCCUUGAUAGAAUAUUUAAGAAUAAGUGUGGAGCUUUUUUUAUUAAUGGUCCCGGAGGAACUGGUAAAAUAUUUUUGUAUCGCGCAUUAUUGGCUACUGUACGUUCAAAAGGAUUCGUAGCUCUAGCAACAGCAACAUCUGGUGUCGCAACUUCAAUUCUUCCAGGAGGACAAACUGCUCACUCCCGUUUUAAAUUUCCGAUUGAUAUUGAUGAAAAUAUCUCAUGUAAUAUCAGUAAGCAAAGUUCACUUGCAUCAUUGAUACGAGAUGCCAAACUAAUCAUGUGGGACGAAGUGUCUAUGGCCAAAAAACAGCUGAUAGAAGCUUUUGAUUUACUAAUGAAAGAUCUAAUGGAUACAAAGACACUCUUUGGUGGAAAAGUUGUCGUCUUUGGUGGUGAUUUUAGACAAACUCUUCCAGUUGUUCGGAGUGGCAAAAAGGAAGAUUUCAUACGAGAAAGUUUAUUGUGUUUUGAAAUUUGGAACCAACUUGAAAAAUUGCGAUUAUCAGUAAACAUGCGAGCAAGAACAGAUCCUGCUUUCUACGACUAUUUGAUGCGAAUAGGGAGCGAAAAAGAAAAACUAAAUUCUCAAGAUUCUGAAGUUGUAAUAUUGCUUGGACAGAGCAUCAGCUGUCAGCCGGAACAGCAAGAGGAGAAUGUGAAAGGAGCAGAAGAGAAGUGGACAAUUACAAACAUAAAAUAG
Messenger RNA from Nicotiana attenuata, 1521 nucleotides. RefSeq lists its product as uncharacterized. The record is from RefSeq and is a predicted model, not a curated record. Gene Ontology annotation, biological process: telomere maintenance; DNA repair. Gene Ontology annotation, molecular function: DNA helicase activity. NCBI's taxonomy places the organism in Eukaryota, Viridiplantae, Streptophyta, Magnoliopsida, Solanales, Solanaceae. Bases 1 to 1521 code for a protein of 506 amino acids. The transcript is spliced from 3 exons.